Molecule: messenger RNA, 3495 nt
Organism: Ceraceosorus bombacis
Lineage: Eukaryota; Fungi; Basidiomycota; Exobasidiomycetes; Ceraceosorales; Ceraceosoraceae
Source: the annotation of a GenBank genome assembly
AUGCCGUCCGGCGUGCAUCCAGGAAACGGGGGAUGCAUUCAGGAAACGGGGGAUGGCAGCGCGCUGAGCAUACCGGUCUGCGCGCCAGUCGCCAGAACACUGGUCAUCUGCUACACUCGAGACUGUAGGCGCACAUCCAAGCAUGUUUGGCGUGCGAUUAGGAGGGCGCUCUCGCCUAUAAGUAGGGCUGUUUUUUCGCCCCCCCUCCUUCCAACUUUUUCCCUCAUCCUCAUCAUCCCUCACAACUCGUAAGUAUCCCCCGACCGGACUUCGAGACCUCACUUCCAUUCGACUCUUCACUGACCAUCCACUCUCGCCCUUGCCUCCCUUCAUCUUCACAGCUUUCGCGCAGGUCUUGGAUUCGACUCUCGCAACGCUUCGGUGAGUAACACGGGUCCAGUGAGAGUUUCGAAAGAGAUACGCAGCAGCGACCAUUGAGAUCAAGGUGUAUCUGUUUGGGAUACAUCGAGAUCGCUCUGGAAAUGUCACCUCGGUAGUCAACAACGGGUUGAACGUUUCACGGAAUCCCUGGGAGGUUGCUCUUAGCAAUGCGGUACUCGCCUUCCGCGCGGUGGGGAGGUGGGGUACCUCAGCGAUGGACGCUGUAUUGCCUGGUUAUCUGGGCGCUGCUUGGUGUCCCCGGUGUGGCAGAUGCACGGGUAUGAACAUCAAUGGAGCGAGCCUCCGUUGACAGGUAGGCUGCCCGUGUAGAUUGCCACGUCGCGGCUUUCAUCCUAAGAUGAAGGCGAUUGCUCUCAAUUUGGUUGGUCGGCAUAAGCUGACCAAGUCCCAUCUCACAGUCGAUUUCGCAAGAGCCCACCGGUUACCACCUUCUCACCUCGUCGUCAUCAUCCCUCCCAACUCGUAAGUAUUCCUCGCCUCGCCUUCGACACUGGAGUGCCAUGUCUUACACUGACCAUCCAUCCGCCCAUUCCUUCCCUUCGUCUUCUUCCACACAGGUUUCACUCACGACAACUCAAGUAUUGGUGAGUAAUCACGGGGUCUUUAGAGCGGGUUGCGAGUCGUGGAAGUCGCAAGACUGGCCCUUUGGGCCAGGGCUAUACGCCUCGAGAAAGACGUGCCACAAGGCAUAGAGUCGCUCGGGUAGUGGAAGAUGUCUAGGCGUUGCAGAAUUGGGCAGCCUUGAUGUCGCGCGCGACAGUGCGAAGACCAGGGCAAGUUCCACUCAUACGCAUGUGUGAAUCGAGUUCUUCCGAAACAAAGAUUCUGCUUUUGCAUCGACUGGUCGCUUUUCGGAAGGAUACACGUCGCAGUACAGUCGCCGUCCCGCUCAAAUAGAGGGUGGAAGCGCCUUCGCCGACUUGGAACUCGCUUGCAUGCCACUUUCUUGCAUUCAGUAGCUCGGUCAGCAUAAGCUGACCUGCCCGUUUCCCUGCACGCUUUCCAUGCAGAAAUCGUCCAGGCGAUAGUCAAUACAACCAGAUCGACAGCCCUGAAGACCUGCAAAAUGUCGGUGAGUCACACACUCGAGGAGAUUUCUAUGGGAGUUGGUGACGGCGGUAGGAUCGGCGUGGAACAGAGUUCGCAGUCGCCGUGUCGAAUUUUAUAAAUGCUCUGCGUGCGCGUGGAGUGGUGUUCACCGGUAGUGGUGCGGACUCCACGCCGAGAUCAUCGUUGGCACCAAUCGCCCUCGAUGCAACGACUCUAGGGCGCGCUGGGGACUUUUGGCCGGGGUACCCCCUCUUACUGGAGCCACGGCUUCGUGAGGCAAGGUAGAAGACCGGCCCAAGUCUCUUUCGCGUUCACUGAGUCGGAAGCUGGCGCACUUCGCUGCACCAGGUGCAAUAUGGUCAACACGUCGUUGACCACCUCUCCGUCUCUCUUUACUCUUUCACCUUCCUCAACGACCUCGGCCCUAACCAACAGCAAGACAACCAGGUGAGUCAUCACUACGACGCCCACGAUAGACGUCGACAAUGCCCCUUUGGCUCUACAUGCUACUGACCGCUAAGUGUCUGUUCCAUUUCCAGAGCGCUACCACCAGUGUUGCCCAAGAUCCCGUCCACAAUGUCAGUGCAGUACGGCCCAUGACAGGAGCGCGACAAGUGAAGUUGAAGACUGACUCCUCUGCGCUGUCUCUCUCUUUCUGCCGCCUCGCCCUCAUUCUCAACGCUAUCUUCCAUCUUCGACCUGUGCAUUGCUCUCCUGCUUCGUGGCCAUCUCACAUGCCAUUCGACCAUCAUGGUACGCUUCGCACGCCGCAUCUUCUCAUCUCGGUGCCCAUUACGGUGGUCUGCUGCUUGCUGUCCCCGCCGUCUGUCGUGCUAGGCAAAGAUCGCCAACGCGCCAACGCCAAUUACUGAGGUAAGCCGAGCAGCGCGCGAUUGACCUCUGCGCCGCAUAGCAAUGCGGAUACAGAAGAUUCAACACCUAGCGUCGCCCUAUACUGCGCUACAGGAUCAACGAACUUUGAUGCGUGAUGUCGCUGCCCACGUCAAGAUCGAUCCGAGAUAUCACGCCUUCAUUCGCUCGAUGCUCCCGGUGAGAAGUGCCCGGCUUCAACAUAUUUCGACGCCAGCAACGUUGGCUGACUCCACUUUCGUCGUCUUGGCAGAGCGAGUCUUAUUUCUGGACUUACGUCAACGUGCGUAAUUAGCGGCCUCGUGGCGAUGCAUUUCGAACAGAAACCAACGAAUGGGAAUUGACCGCGUUCAUCGACGCCUCCCAGUCAUAUCAUGAGGCUCAGCCUCGCGGAGGUUUGCGCACCAUCCUUGCGCUGCCGUGGCGUGCUGUUGGGCUCGUCAGCGGUCCGAAGAGCAUCCAAAGUGCUGUCGACCGCAUGGAGCACCAAUACAUGGUAAGGGUGCGGCUCUCGAAUGGGAUCGCAGUGCUGAUUGUGCUGACAAGGUCUCUAUCUUCACGCUCCUGGUCGCCGAAUCUUGCAGAGGAUCGGGCAAGCCUUGGUACAGAUGAGCGAGCGCCAGUUCGCCUUCGAAAGCCCGGCUAUAGGCGCCCUCUUCCAGGCCAACGAACGUCGCAAGGCGGACAUCGGCGAGCAGUACGCCACACGCUGCAAAGCUUUCGCAGAGAGGCUCGAGCUGUGCGCUCAAGAGGCUCACGACCUUCGCGAGUUCGAAGCUGCCAAGGAGCGUCUGUUGCGUUUGGUUCGCAGCGAAGCAGACGAGUCGCUGAUCUGCGCUGCGGCUCAGGCAAAGAGCGCUAUCCGCGGGCGACUGGAGGCCAACCAGCGCAACCUUUACUUUACCAAGGCCAUUGCCCCUGCGAGCGCAGCGCUCAUGCCCCUGCCAUCUGCAGCGCUCACGGAGCUGGAUGACGAGCAGGAGGUUGCUUCUGCCGACGAUAGCGGUGUUGAGGGUCUGGUCAGCGAGGAUGACUGCGGUGUAGAGGGUCUGGUCAGCGAGGAUGACUGCGGUGAGUCUCAAGCUACGCCUUGGUCACAAGCCUUCGUCUUACCUAUACUCCUUCACUACCUUAGGCAUUGAGCGCAGUGUCAAGCGUCGUACUGACGACUAG